Messenger RNA from Musca vetustissima, 1017 nucleotides. Its product is annotated as peritrophin-44-like. The record is from RefSeq and is a predicted model, not a curated record. Gene Ontology annotation, molecular function: chitin binding. The transcript is spliced from 2 exons. Lineage: Eukaryota; Metazoa; Arthropoda; Insecta; Diptera; Muscidae. Gene Ontology annotation, cellular component: extracellular region. Bases 1 to 1017 code for a protein of 338 amino acids.
AUGAAAGCCCUCUGUUAUUUGCCUUUGGCAUUGGCACUCAUCCUAGCAUCGUUUCCCAACGAUUCUAAAGCAGCCGAUGUUCGAGCCGAAGAUUAUAUAGAAUUGUGUCGCCUAUUUAAGGAUGGCACCCUUGUUGCGGUACCCGGUUCCUGCAACGAAUAUAUCGAAUGCCACAGCAGCAGCAAUGCAACAAUACACAAUUGCGGCUCCAGUAAAGCUUUCGAUGUGAAAUCCCAAAAAUGUGUAGAUCUAAAAUCGAGCACCAAUAAACUCUGUCACAAUCGUUGUGAGGGCAAAGACGGUGUCUGGGUAUCGGAUCCAACCAAUUGUCAUGGAUUUUUCUAUUGUGCCAAAGGCGAACCCAAUUGGGGACCCUGCCCGACCGGUAUGCAUUUCGAUGAGAAGCUGCAAAUGUGCGUCUAUACGAAAACAUCAUCGUGUGUCGAUGUGUCCAGCAUCUGUGAAUUGGUACCGGACAAGACUAAGUUCCGCAACGAAAAAGAUUGUGCCAAAUAUUAUGAAUGUUCCAAAAAUCUACCAUCCGCUAAAUCGUGCACCAAACAAUUCUAUGAUGUCCAAGCGGAAAAGUGUGUUGACAAAUCGCUGGUCGUGUGCAACGCCCAUCCAAUACCGGAUAAGAUCUGCAACAAAGUUAAGAAUGCCUAUAAGGCAGAUGAGGCGACAUGUCGUGGUUAUUUUUAUUGUCGCGAUUUGGGUAUUGUCGAAGAUUUGGAACCGAUUUGGGGCCAAUGUCCGGAGGGUACAUUUUUCAGUGAAGCCAAACAGGCAUGUGUAAAUCCAAUCGAUGUCAAAUGUGAUUAUAAUCGUUGUGAUGGACGCGGUAAUCUGAUGGUGACAAGUGGAAAAAAUAACUGUCACAACUAUGUUAUCUGUAAGGAUGGUGCACCGGUUGAGGACAAAGAAUGUAUACGUGAUUAUUUCUUUGAUGAAAAAUAUCAGGCAUGUGUUCCGGAUAUUAUCUACUAUGAAUGUUGUGAUAUUAAGGAAAAAAAGUGA